This is a messenger RNA of Mercurialis annua (annual mercury), 1805 nucleotides long. RefSeq lists its product as uncharacterized. NCBI's taxonomy places the organism in Eukaryota, Viridiplantae, Streptophyta, Magnoliopsida, Malpighiales, Euphorbiaceae. The record is from RefSeq and is a predicted model, not a curated record. The transcript has 18 exons. Gene Ontology annotation, molecular function: protein binding. The coding region runs from base 208 to 1665 and encodes 485 amino acids.
AGUUUUAGUUUUGGCGGAGAAGAAGAAAAGAAAACACGUAGAGAAAUAUAGUCCGUAUGGGGAACGAAAGGUUACAGACACGACACCCAAACCCCAACACCAAACCUUCACUUUGUUUUGAUUAACUCACUCCUCUCGUCUUCUUCUAUUUUCACUUUCACAUUCAAAACACUCUCUUUCACCUCGUACUUUGUCUUGGUUGAUGCAAUGUCCGGCGAAGGCGACCAAACGACGCCGUCUCUUGUGCCUUUAGAGGGUCUUCAAGACGUCGAGGAUUAUGUUUGGGCCAAUGAAGGCGGAUCAUCAUUGUCAUGGGAUAGGUUUAGUCAUGUUUUUGAUCUGGUUCAGAAUGGGAAUAAGGCAUUCCGGGAGAAUCGUUUUGAGGAGGCAAUUAAUUGUUACUCAAGGGCCAAUAAUGUUAAACCUGGAGAUCCUGUCAUUCUUGGAAACAGGAGCGCUGCUUAUAGCAGGAUUAGCCAAUUCCUGAAACAUAGACCUCCUUCUGCUUCUGAAUAUAAACCACUUAGUGGACUGGAUCCUACUAUACAUGCUGAACUUGCUCUGAAAGAUGCCGAGAAGGUGAUGAAUCUCAGAAGCAGUUCAGUGAAUUCGUACAUAUUAAAAUCUAGUGCUCUUAUCCUGUUGGAACAAUAUGAGCUAGCUCGGGAUGUUAUUCUUUCAGGCCUUCAGGUUGAUCCUUUUAGCAAUCCUCUUCGGGCUUCUCUUCAGAAUUUGGAGAAAAUGGCAGCCAGCACAUCGAGGAGAAGCUACAGCAAGCCUGAACGUAGUGAUGAAUUUGAUUGCACGCUCUGCCUAAAGUUACUGUAUGAACCUGUUACAACUCCUUGUGGGCAUUCUUUUUGCCGCUCAUGUCUUUUUCAGACCAUGGAUUGUGGUAAUAAAUGUCCAUUGUGUAGAACCGUUCUAUUUAUCAGUCCCAGAACAUGUGCAGUCAGUGUGACGUUAAACAACAUCAUAGAAAAGAAUUUCCCAGAGGAAUUUGCUGAGAGAAAGCAUGAACAUAAAAGUUUGACGAACUUUGGUGCUGAUCUGAUCCCUCUUUUUGUAAUGGAUGUUGUUAUCCCAUGUCAGAAGUUUCCACUGCACAUAUUUGAACCUCGAUACAGACUAAUGGUGAGGAGAAUCAUGGAAGGGAAUCGUCGCAUGGGAAUGGUUAUCCGUGACUCUAAUACAGGAUCAAUAGUUGACUUUGCCUGUGAAGUGGAGAUUACAGAGUGUGAGCCACUUCCUGAUGGGCGAUUUUAUCUAGAGGUUGAGAGUCGUCGUAGGUGUCGCAUCCUUCGAUCCUGGGAUCAAGAUGGGUAUCGUGUUGCGGAGGUUGAAUGGGUACAAGAUGAUCCUUCAGCAAGGAAAGCAGAAUUACAGGAAAUUACAAAUAACGCAGCAGAAUAUGCCCAGUCUUGGUUAAGGAGGGCAAAGGAUGCUGCAAGACAAGAUCGAAGAAGACUCGAGAGACUAUUAAAUGUAGAAGCAAUGAUGCCCACGCCAUUAGAUCCCGAGCGCUUUAGUUUCUGGCUUGCUACUUUAUCAGAAAGGAGACCUGAUGAAAGAUUGGAGCUCCUGCGAUUAAGGGAUACAGAAGAGAGAAUAAAACGUGGAUUGGUGUAUCUGAGAGCUGCAGAACAAGGCUGCAGUGUGCAAUAAUAAGAGUUGUAUAUAUAAAAAGAACCAUUUACCAAAAUCAAUACUUAUAAAUUUAUAUUCUUUGAUUCACAUGUGUGUGGAUCCUAUUCUUUUUGUAUCAAUUCACUUCUUAUACUAUCAAAUCAGUCCUUAUAUUUGCA